Messenger RNA from Tauraco erythrolophus (red-crested turaco), 450 nucleotides. The record is from RefSeq and is a predicted model, not a curated record. NCBI's taxonomy places the organism in Eukaryota, Metazoa, Chordata, Aves, Musophagiformes, Musophagidae.
AUGUCGUCACCUUGGCGUGCCGUGCUGGCCGUCUCCAUGGCCCUUGUUGUCAGCGUCGGGGCGGAGCCGGCGCAAGAGAGGAGCUGCGACGUGGUCGGAGAUGAAGGCAGCGAGUCGCAAGUGGAGAGAGCCCUGCUGCAGAAACUGGAGCCCCUGAGCCACAUGAGGUUUAACGUGACCGUGGAGAAGAGCAAAACAGAAAACUACGUCUACCAUUUCAGGGUGUGCAGGGAGGUCAACAGCACGCUGCACGACUUCGGCGGCCUGGUGCAGACAGACAGACAGAACGGAAAGACCACAGUGAUAGGACGGAUCAACGAAACCCAGGUCUUCAAUGGAAGUGACUGGAUCAUGCUGAUUUACAAAGGAGGCGACUCGUACGGCACGCACUGCAGCGGCGAGAAGAGAAGAGCUGCCAUAAUGAUUUCCUGCAAGCGGGGAGUCACCGCG